Messenger RNA from Arachis ipaensis, 836 nucleotides. The record is from RefSeq and is a predicted model, not a curated record. Lineage: Eukaryota; Viridiplantae; Streptophyta; Magnoliopsida; Fabales; Fabaceae.
AUGAGAGCUCAUCCUAACCAUAUCCUCAAGAAAUAUUCUCCCUCCAACCUCCUCAUCGUUCCUCCCCACGCUGACUUCCAUCGCGGCAACAUCUACUUCCUCGUUCCCCUCCCUCCCCCUCCCAACCAACACGCUACAACAGUAGAUCAACAGCUCUCCACCUCCACUCACACAAGCACCAGCUGCCGUCUUACUCUCUGGAGAAGAACAAUAGAAACUGUUCUUUUUAGUUGCGCCUUUCUAUAUGACAUCUUCUGGGAAUUUGUCUCUAAGUGGUGGUUCCAUGAGAGCAUAAUGAUAGUGGUAGCUCGAGGCGAUAGGAGUGGAGAAGAUGGUAACAAAAGUCAUAUAUAUUCGUCUUCUCUAAAUCCCUUGUCUCAUUUCAAUGGUUUCUGGACUUAAUUAUUGUACCGAUAAAUUUACAGGUAUGAUUGGUUGGCAAAGAGGAACCUUCGGUCUGGAUACUUCAUGUGGGCAAUGAGUGCUUACGGUUUAGGUCUCCUUAUUACAUAUGUUGCUUUGAACUUGAUGGAUGGGCAUGGUCAACCAGCAUUGCUUUAUAUCGUCCCGUUUACUCUUGGCACAUUUUUGUUAUUGGGAAAAAAGAGAGGUGAACUCAAUCUUUUAUGGACAAGAGGGGAACCAGAAAUGCCUUGCCCUCAUAACCAAGAGUCUCAACAAUGAAUGAAGUGAUAAUAGAGAUAGUAGUAUAGUGUACCAUAGGUGUUCGUUUAAUAGGAGACUGAUAGAAACUCUAGGAGACUAUGUAAACAUUUGGAACUGUCAUAACAAAAAUUUCAACCAAAUCAUGUUAUUAGCAUGCACUUAUAGUUAUA